Amborella trichopoda is the source of this 797-nucleotide messenger RNA. RefSeq names its product Peptidyl-tRNA hydrolase II (PTH2) family protein. NCBI's taxonomy places the organism in Eukaryota, Viridiplantae, Streptophyta, Magnoliopsida, Amborellales, Amborellaceae. Gene Ontology annotation, molecular function: peptidyl-tRNA hydrolase activity. The record is from RefSeq and is a predicted model, not a curated record.
UGCACCAUGCUCUCUCUCCUCCCUCCUCGCUGCAUUUAUUCCCUCUCCAUUUGCAGGCCUCCAAAGGUAAUUUCCCAUUGUUCUCCUCUGAAAAUUUCUAGGACUUUCACUGUGAAGGCCAUGAAUUCUAUCAAACCGGAGGAGAAGGAGAAAAGUCCAUCAAAAAUUGAAGAAAAAGACCCUCUGGUUCAGUACGUGGUUUUGAGAAGAGACCUCAUUGAUUCAUGGCCGCUUGGUAGCGUAGUAACUCAGGGUUGCCACGCCUCUGUUUCCGCCAUUUGGUGUUUCAGGGAUGACCCAUUAACCAGUCGAUAUUGUGCCCCUGAUGAUAUUGAUCACAUGCGUAAGGUCACUCUUGAGGUGAAAGGAGAAUCCCAAAUCCUGAAUUUAUCCGAAAAGCUUAAAGCUGGUGGAAUCGACCAUAAAUUGUGGAUCGAGCAACCCGAAAACAUUCCCACCUGUCUGGCUACAAAGCCUUAUCCUAAAUCUGUAGCUUCUUCAUUCUUCAAGAAAUUGAAGCUCUGUAAGUGACUAAAUUAUUACUUAAAAUUUUGAGCAUAUAUCCUUGUCAACAUUGAAAAGAACUCGAGCUUCAAAGCUGAAGAUUCAACCUGAAUAACUAGGGAAAGAAAACAUUUUGAGAGGUCAUAUUUCAUUACUCUCUCUGGGUCUUUCUCGUUCCUUCGAAUGCUCUGCUGCAUGAUUCAUUUUGAAUAGAUGAUGCACCUUAAGAGGUGGUUGCUUUGUGGUGUUCCUCCAAAAUCUCAUCUGAGUUAUAAUGGAAUAUUCAGAUUGUA